GAAACCUGAGCGAUAAACGCGUCCGAGUCAGAGUCAGGAGCGCGCGCGGAGUGUUGGUGAUGCACGAGCUUCAAUCGCAAUACGGACAUUACAAAUAAGUCCAGCAGAAGAAUUAUUCACAAGCAGAAAUGACCUGUGUUCAAAGCCAACAUGGAGUCCAGCCUUAUGAGAGCAUGCUCUACUGCUCAGAGCUUAUGAACCCUGACUUCACCUCCAGGUUGGCCAUGGACGUGAGCGAACAGCGGGAGCAGCUCUCCACAUCCUCUCUGCCGAGCAUCACCUCUCUGGUGGGAGGCUACGGGGGAGAAUUUGAUACCUACUCCUGCCCACUUGCCACUGCAUCAACCUGCACCGGUGCCACCUCGGGCCAGGACUCCUUCAAGCUGGACGACCUCCAGGUUUAUGGCUGCUACCCCGGCACAUUCACCUUCAGCUAUAUGGACGAUGCGCUGUCUACGUCAGGUGGCUCGAACUGUUUUGGCAGCCCCGUCUCGGCUCCUUCACCCUCAACCCCGGGUUUCCAGUCAGUGCCUUCCUGGGAUGGGGCGUAUGGAUCCUGCUCCCCUGACGCAGGCUGCUGGGGUUCAGAGAAGACACCUCUUCCUCAGGCCCCUUCCUUUUUCACUUUUGGACCUGUUUCAGCGGAAGACAUGUCUCCUCUAGGGCAGCUGCAGCAGCAUCAACUUCCUGAUCAAGAUCCCUUUUCUCUGAGCCAUCAGAACCAUCCACUCAGGCUGGAUCACAACAGCAGGGACAGUUCAGUCCUGGUGGACAAUCAGCUGUCUCCCAAAAUCAAGAGUCCAACAGGAAAUGAAGGGUGCUGUGCGGUUUGUGGGGACAACGCCUCCUGCCAGCACUAUGGAGUGCGCACGUGUGAGGGCUGCAAGGGCUUCUUUAAGCGUACAGUACAGAAAAAUGCCAAGUACGUAUGCCUAGCUAAUAAAGACUGUCCAGUGGACAAACGGCGGCGGAACAGGUGCCAGUUCUGUCGCUUUCAGAAGUGCCUGGCAGUAGGAAUGGUGAAAGAAGUUGUAAGAACAGACAACCUAAAGGGCAGAAGGGGUCGUUUGCCUUCUAAGCCAAAACCAGUCACGGAAUCAGCAUCUGCUUUGCCUUCUGGAAACAUCAUCACCUCUCUUGUGAAUGCUCACAUGGAGUCAAACCCAGCCAUCACAAAACUGGACUACUCAAAGUAUCAGCAGACAGUGGCUAGCGUGUCUGAAAAGGAGGACGCCAGUGACAUCCAGCAGUUUUACGACCUGCUGACCGGGUCUAUGAGCGUGAUCAGAAAGUGGGCAGAAAGCAUCCCAGGAUUCACUGCCUUCUCUAAGGAGGACCAGGACUUGCUCUUCGAAUCAGCCUUUGUCGAGCUCUUCAUAUUACGACUAGCUUACAGAUCACACCCAGAGACGGACAAACUGAUCUUCUGCAACGGCGUGGUUCUUCACCGCAUGCAGUGUGUGCGGGGAUUUGGCGAGUGGAUCGACUCCAUCAUGGAAUUCUCGCAGAAUUUGCAUCGUCUGAACCUGGACGUGGCGUCGUUCUCCUGUCUCGCCACACUAGUCAUUAUAACAGAUCGACACGGCCUGAAGGAACCCAAACGGGUUGAGGAUAUCCAGAACCAUCUAAUAACAUGCCUCAAAGACCACGUUGCGACGAUUGUCUCAGAAGCAGCACGCUGCAACUACCUGUCCCGGCUGCUGGGGAAACUGCCCGAACUCAGGACACUGUGUACUCAAGGCUUUCAGCGCAUCUUCUACCUUAAACUCGAAGACCUUGUCCCACCUCCUCCGAUUGUGGAUAAGAUCUUCAUGGACACGUUGCCUUUCUGAAUCUGACUGCGAUGCUAUUUAAAGACACGAUUUUAAACAAAGACUUGCAUUUGAUGUGAACAAAAGCACAGCAGAGCAGAGGAGAGAUGUGGAAGCACUUGACUAAUCCUGGCAGCUCUGUUUUCUUUUAGGCAUAUGACUAUGAUCCUCUCAACAGUGGUCAGAAAGAUGUUCAGUGAACAUUCUGGAAAAUCUCGCAGCAAAAAAAAAAAAAAAAAAAAAAAAAAAAAAAAAGCAAUCACCAAUUCUCCCUAGGUGUAUUGAACUCCACAUUAUGUUUCAGACUUUUGGAAUCGUGGCUUUGUCAUGAACUUAAACGACAAAAAUCAGUGAUUUUGUGCAGCUUGACAAUUGAACAUGAUACAUGGUGUGGGUGUGGGUGUGUGCGUGUGCGUGUGCGUGUGUGUGUGUGUGUGUGUGAAAGGAAUCAAAACCUCUCACUUAAACAGUAUUAGAGCUUUAUAACUUCAGGAUACGAUGAUACUGAUGUCAGCAACAUCCAGAAAACUCAAUGGUGCUUUAAUAUCACACCUGUGGUUUAUUUAAAAAAAAAAAAAAAAAAAAACCCCAUGGACCAAAACCGAUAUUGUUUAUGUGGUUGCACAAAAUGACUAAAUAAAGCCUUAUAUAUCCAUUAAGACAUGAGACUUAAAUUUAACAGGAGCAAAGAAUGGAUGCGAAAGCAAAUGGGAAAAAAAAAUCAUAUGAACUGUUGUUAGAAUCAGAUUUAAAUGCCAUGCGCUGUGCAGGAAACAAAAGGCACACCUGCUAGACGUUUCUUCAUUACAUGUACAGCUGAAGUUUACUCCUUACUUGGAUUAAAACCAACCUGUUUUGUUUUUGUUUUUGCAUACCCAUUCACAUCUCUAAGUGACGAUAAUGACAAUACAUUUCCAUCUAAACAUUUCUAAAGAUGUCCAGUGAUUUUCUGGUGUGGUUUUUUUUUUUUUUGUUUGUUUGUUUGCUUUCGCAAGCCAUGUAAUUCUGAGUUUUAUCACGGACUGAAGAAUUUGUUUAGUGUGCCAGCCAGACUUCAGCAUAUUCAUAUUUGUAUGUACUGUAUGUACAGAAAUGGCUUGAUAUGCUAUAUAUUUUUGUCUUUAUACUGGCAUAGUGAAAAUGUCUGGGCAUUAUAGUGUUUUUUUAUAUAAUAUUUUUUUUAUUCUUAGAUGUUUGCUAUCUUUCAUUAUUAAUGUUGUUCAGCACUAUACAUUAAAAAUUAUGAGCAAUCA
Messenger RNA from Ictalurus punctatus (channel catfish), 3064 nucleotides. It is a transcript of the gene nr4a1, whose product is annotated as nuclear receptor subfamily 4, group A, member 1. The record is from RefSeq and is a predicted model, not a curated record. Gene Ontology annotation, biological process: regulation of transcription by RNA polymerase II; cellular response to corticotropin-releasing hormone stimulus. NCBI's taxonomy places the organism in Eukaryota, Metazoa, Chordata, Actinopteri, Siluriformes, Ictaluridae. The transcript is spliced from 7 exons. Gene Ontology annotation, cellular component: transcription regulator complex; nucleus. Gene Ontology annotation, molecular function: zinc ion binding; nuclear receptor activity; RNA polymerase II cis-regulatory region sequence-specific DNA binding. Bases 129 to 1832 code for a protein of 567 amino acids.